Sesamum indicum (sesame) is the source of this 3308-nucleotide messenger RNA. RefSeq lists its product as uncharacterized. NCBI's taxonomy places the organism in Eukaryota, Viridiplantae, Streptophyta, Magnoliopsida, Lamiales, Pedaliaceae. The record is from RefSeq and is a predicted model, not a curated record.
CUUUUGGGUUGCUGGCGGUGUGAUUUCCAGCAAUGGAUUGUCAUGUUAAAAGCACAACUUUUCUUCCCUCAUUAUUAUUUGUACUUCAUUCUCUCUUAAACCAUUUCUUCUUAUUCUGUGGCGUCUGCACAAAUUUUAGCUCGCAGAUCAUAGUUUGCUGUGGUUUUCUCGCUGCCAUUUCUUUGCAAUUUCGUUUUCUCGCAGCUGGAGGUUGAAGUCUGACCUUUUAGCUAACUUGUAAUGGUGGUGAAGCAUGUGAGGUCUCAAUGGACUGGACUGGCCUGCUCUUUGCUCCUUAUAUUGGUGAAGAUAAAGAAUUUGGUUUAAUGAUAUAAUAGGAAGAUGGCUAGUUGAGCCUAUUGUGUCUUUACCGAUAACUGUUGUUGCUAAAAGAGCUUGUUUCAACUCCAUGGCCAAGAAAAAAUUUACAAGCAUGAGACAUGUUGGCGGUUUAGAAGCUCCUAGAAACAGUUCGGAGCUACCAGUUGAGACAUCCUAUGGCUUGUAUGCAGGGAGAGAUAGUGUACUGUAUUCUUGUCAUCUGACGAACUGUUAUUCCACCGAGGCUCCAAUCAAGAAGUUGAUCAGUGAAGAGAUUUCUAAAAGACCAAACACCAGACAAAAUGGACUGAGCAUAGUGGCUCGUCUAAUGGGAGUUGAUAUGUUACCAUUUGAUUUGGGGCAAGCACCAAAAAUAGUUGAAAAAAAUAAUGAAACUCCUGCACCCAUGGUGAUGGACAAGGAAAGGUCAAAAAAGGGGUCGGUUGUCUGUGAUCAAUCUACAACAUGUUCCUCAACACAGCCAGACUUUGGUUCUUUUGGUUACAAUUUUGAUAGAUAUUCUGAUCAUUUCACUAGCCGCAUCAACCUGAAGAAGCCUAAACCCCGAGAACACCCUCAAGAACAGGAGCUGCAGAAGUUUAAGAAAGAUUUUGAAGCAUGGCAAGCAACACGAUUUAAAGAGUGUUCUAAGGUUGUAGAUAUCAGCAAUGAUCCAACCCAGUGGAUAGCCAAAGAUGACCUCAAGAGGGAAAAGGUGUUUCUUUAUGCUAAUUCCCAGAGAGUGACAACAAGGGGGAGGUUGAUGGAACCUAACAAUCUCUCUGUAACAGCAGGUCCACAUGAAAUACUUACUUCAUGUAAUUCUGAAAAGAAAAAGGAUCAUACUUUAGCUGGGGUAGAGGAAUCUCCCUAUUCAGAUAGAAUGCCAGUGACAGAGUUGCGGACCUCUCAACUGACUAAUGCUGAUCACCAAUGGGGUGCUGUUUCUGCUCCCACCAAGAUAGUGAUUUUGAGGCCUGGUCCUGACAAAAUUGGCGUCAGUGAAGAAGAUUCAUGGAAUGGUACUCCUUGCACUUCGGCAAAAAGGGGUAGCAUAGAAGAUUUUCUUGAAGAGGUGAAGGAAAGGCUGAAGUUGGAGCUGCAAGGUAAAAGUUCAAAAAGUACAGCGACUAGAGGAGGAACUGAGAGCCGUUAUCAGGAAAAGCCAUCACAACCAAGACAAAUAGCUCAAUGUAUUGCACAAAAAAUGAGAGACAGUGUCUCGAAGGACCUUGAGGUGAAUUUACUUCGUUCAGAGUCUGCAAGAUCUUAUAGCAGUGAUAUUCAGUUAAAUGGAACAGGUCACCCUGAGUUUAUUAGCAGAGAUACAAGGAGAUCGUUGACAGAGAGGUUAAGGAAUGUUCUUAAAGGCGAAAUACAUACAGAAAUUCCAACAGUUUCAACUAAAAGUUCAAGAUCAUUAUCAGUGUUAGAUUAUGAGAAGAGAGCUGAAAAGUCAAGGCACAUAUGGAUUGAUGAUAAAAUGGGCUGCUCCGAAAGCUGUAUGAAUGAUAUAGAAAAGCAAAGUAGGUCUUUCAGACAGGAUCCAUGUGAUGGUGGAAUGCACAACAAGGAACUUUCUCCUGGGAACCUUAUUAGAUCUUUGUCUGCUCCAGUGUCCGGAACAUUUGGCAAGCUCCUUCUGGAAGAUCGCCAUAUAUUGACCGGGGCCCAGAUAAGGAGGAAACAUGAAAUUGUUGAGAAUAUCUCGAUGAGUGCCAAGAAAAAGAAGGAUAAAUUCAACAUACGGGAAAAGGUUUCAAGCUUUCGAUACAGCUUUACCCUUAGAGGUAGGCUGCUUCAUAGGAGAGUUCAGUCAGUGGAUGAUUUACAUUAUAAUAAACAUGAUCUCUACAAUGAUGUGACAAGCGGACCAACGGUGACGUGGAAUUUCUGUGAAACAAAUGAGAACUCCACUGAAGUGCCACCAAGCCCAGCAUCUGUAUGCAGUACUCCCUGUGAGGAAUUUGGGAGACCAGCAGAUCAUACGAGCCAAACAUCAUCAGGUGUACUUCCGCUGGAGGACAGUGAAAUGCUCCCUGUUUUCCAUCAAAUAAACUCAGACUUGAAUGAGUCAGAGAAAAAGCUAAAUCAACCGAAAUGCACUGGCCUCAAGGAGACCAAAGUUGAAGAGCCACCUCAUGAAGUCGAAACUGACAUAGAUAAUCCAGCCGAAGCCUACAUAAGAGAUUUACUUGUGGCUUCUGGGUUGUAUGAUGGUUCAUGCAUCCGGUCACCGUCAAAGUGGGGUCCACAUUGCAUACCUAUCAGCCACCAGGUAUUUGAAGAAGUGGAAGAGUCUUACAGACAAAGCACUGAAGUGGACGAAAGGUGUUCAAAUCAGGAGGCAAAACUAAACCGCAAGAUGAUACUUGAUUUGUUAAAUGAAGCACUCCCUGCUGUACUUGGAGAACCAGCAAACACGGUUAGGUACAUGGAAAAGGCUAUUGAUCCUGCGUUUAAGCCUCCUCAUGGAAGGAAGUUAGUGUCUCGUGUGUGGGAAAGCAUUCGAGUUUACGUGCAUCCUUCAACUGAUAGAUCGGUUUAUGUUCUUGAUAACAUGGUUGCUCGAGAUUUAAAGUCCAAGACGUGGUCCAGGUUGAUGGAUGAGGGAAAAUAUGUGAUGGGUGAAAAUCUUGGGUCUGAGAUCGCUGGUGAUCUGAUUGAGGAAAUGGUCCAGGAUAUGUACUUACGAAGUCUUGAAGAGAUUGCGAAGUAGGGUUGCUCGAAUCAUUCUCUUGCAAGGGACUUUGUCUAGUUAAUAGACAUAGCGGUAAUAGUUGUAGAACUAGAUUGUGUGAUACAGCGAAAGAAAUUGUCGAGAAUAAUGGGUGAAGAUGCGUAUAAUAUAGGCAUGAUGUGUAUAAUAUAGCAAGGGGUUCAUAGAAAAGGUUGUGGGUGCAUAUGUUCUUUUAUUUAUUUAUUUAUGGAUAUGAAAAUGACAGAAAUAGUUUCAUUAUUAAUAAUUAUUUGUUUUCAUUGUAUUA